CGUCACGCUUUCCCAUUACCAUGACGACGACACCGCUGCUCUCUGAAGGCAUUCACAACUUCCUCCGCUGCAGUUCAGGAGUAAACACAACCAGUAACGGCAUGCUAUUGUGAGAGAUGCACCACAAGUUCACAAUGCCGUGAAGGAGCAACAAAAAUAUGACAAGACAUAUGACAAGGCAAUAAACAUAGAGGACUUGGAGUCAAAGCUUUUGGAGAUGCCAGAGAGGACACAUAUUGAUGCCCUUCUAGAUAUUAGUGAGCAGAGCUUCAUGAGAGAUCUGGAGCCACACGAGUGGCAUUGUUACCCCGGUUGGGAACAUGCUGUCCACGGUUGGGACAGAGUCUCUCCUUUGUGCUGCGUAAUGAUGAGUCAGAAGGACAUGGCAAAGCACAAGGAGGCUGAAAGCCUGACCACUUCGGGUUUCAACCGAAUGCCCUCUAGAGUAGGCAGCACAGCCAGCCUGAUGGAGCAGCACUGCAAGCCAAAUCCAGGCCAGCCUAACGUAAAGGACGCUGCAUCGCUGAGCCAUCAACUGGGACCUCAAGAUCAAGCAACAUCACCUUGCCACAGUGCCACUCAGAAAUCCCUAUCAGGUUCCUCAGAGAAGAAAUGGGUGGCACGAGAGACAAGUCCAGUGCUUCGCCAAACCUCACAAUCUUCUCCUUUAGUGUGUAGAGCCUUGAAAGGUCAGAAGCCCAGUGUUAGGCAUGAUGUUACAAUGGUCCCCAUCAAAACCUUCAAAUUUUUACCUCCUAUCAAUUCACUCCAGAAGGACAACAAAGGCAGGAAGACGGCAGAUGUAAAAAGCCUUUACAGGCUUAAGAAGGGGAUCAAAGCAACUCGGACAGGACUGGAUGCUACGGCUAAGUUAGAGCGUCCCAUUUCCUCCCUAGCAGCUACCGACAGCAAUCAGCAAUGCCAGCAAAGCCCCAAUUUGUUCCCUAAGGGUUGUGUUUCUGUUCCGAGCAGGAAGAAAUCAUCCAUAUGUCCCAAAAUGGACACAUUGCAUCCCACAGCGUACUCUCUGGGGAACAACAUGCCAAGAGGCUUGAUUCCACCCCUGGUGCCCGCCAAGAGUCUGCUCAUCUAAGAAUCAGAACUUUGUGUGUUACAUGAGGCGUUUGAAACAAAUGUCUCAUCUCUCAAUUCAAUCAAAUAAAUGCAUGGAAAGUUUAAGCGUUUUGUUAUACACUGACGGUCCUUUUUCAAUGCUUCUGAUGGCUUCACAGACUGUUUCUGUUGGUUAUCAUGAAUUUUAUGUGUACAGCAAUUAUACUUCAUACCUAUUUAGGCGUUAAAUGCAAUCUGAAACCACGAAUGUGUCUGAUGAGCGGAGCACAAUAUCUGCUGUCCCAGUGCAGUGUAAUAUGAUGCUAUUUUAAAUUGUGUUGAGAGUUGAAGAUGAGCUGCAGAGGGAAUUAAGGUUAAUGAUAGCAUAUCACUGUGGCUUUAUUACAUAUUAUAUUAAAAUCAUCCAAACUUUAAAGCCAUAUUGAUCCUCUUAAUGCCAGGUAGUACAAAUCAGGAUGAACAUUUGGUUAAAUUAUAUUGAAAAUAGUUUGAUCACAAUAGUACAGAAAAUUAGCUUUCGAUUGUGCCCCUUGCAAUUUAACAAUUAUUUUAAUCUGACUUGGCAAAGGUUUAUUUCAAUAACUCAGGCUAUUGCCAUUUGUAGUUUUAUUUCAACAAUUCAAUUCAAAUAGUAAAAUUCAAACAUAUCCACUACCCAAAACUUAGUUUUCUAGAAAGAAAUUGAGUAUUACACAAAAUCAAUAAAGAAGGAUGUUUUAAGCACAAGUGCCCACAUAUUGGAAAGCAUGACUCUCAGGGUUUGAUUUCCAAAUAAAAUGCAAAUAAAUAACAUUUAUCUUAAAAGAGGAGUUAAUACAGAGCAAUAAAUAAACAUCUGGUCAACUGUCAAGUCAGUAGUCUUCAAGCCAUCAAUGUGUGCAAAGCAUUUCUACAUGAUUAAUGAAUCAUGUAAUAUUCAAAUUUUCUGGGAUUUGUUAGAUACAAGCCAAAUAAAGAAAAUGACCAGUAACACUGAAAAAAAAAAUAUCAGUGUGUGAAAUACAACUCAAGUUUGACUUUUUGAAUUGAGUUACUGACAUAAUAAAUCAGAUUUUUAAAGGUUGAGUUUCAUCUAGAGCUGCAAUACUCAACAGUCUAGAAUUGAAUAUGCACAAUAUUGAGUGCAUAUUAAAUUCUAAACCAGAUUGGAAUUUCAGCAAUUAAAAUUUUUGCACUUGACAACCCUGUUAAAUCAUUUGUUUGUAUGGUUUCCAUUGUGCAUCAGUCAACUACUUUAACAUGCAGCUCUCGCAAAGCUUUUUAUGGCUUUUUUUAAAACUUUUGGAAAAAAAAGAUAGCACAAUAUUUUUCCAAUAUUUAUUGACAACUGGAGAGUAGCUUCAACAAAUAAUCAAGGCAACCAAUAACUACGCAUUGAGGCAACUGAAGCUGAAUUCCUCUAAACAUAAAUUGUGCAUGCACUCCUUUUACAGGGAGAAAAUACUGUUGCUGACAAUUAAGACCAACAAAGAUUAAACAUUUUCUUUCUAAAGCAAGGCAUUUGUCUGUUCCACUAAAGCUGGAAACAGCAAUGCUGUGUUUUUCUGAAUUCAAAAACCACAAACUAGAAGUCAAGAUCUCAAAACAAUAAAUAG
Molecule: messenger RNA, 2669 nt
Organism: Xiphophorus hellerii (green swordtail)
Lineage: Eukaryota; Metazoa; Chordata; Actinopteri; Cyprinodontiformes; Poeciliidae
Exons: 3
Coding region: 218-1093 (291 amino acids)
Source: RefSeq, a predicted model, not a curated record